This is a messenger RNA of Psylliodes chrysocephalus, 4721 nucleotides long. The record is from the annotation of a GenBank genome assembly. NCBI's taxonomy places the organism in Eukaryota, Metazoa, Arthropoda, Insecta, Coleoptera, Chrysomelidae.
CACUUUUGACGAUUUAGUCGAUAAUGUUACAUAGAACGGGGUUAGAAGUUAUGUAACACCGAAUGUACAGGUCGUGCUAUAAAACCGACAAGGUAGCGUAACCUCCGACUCGAGCGAUGUGAUUUUUCUUGUGCUAAAAAUUCAAAAUACACGCGGGAAUGUACUGGGAAUUUUGAAAAGGACGUUUACAAAAUUUUAGAAAAAAAAAUUAUUGAAUAACUCAAUUUUUUAUUUUUAUUUCUGGUUUUUAAUUUUUUAAUAAACUUGACCGGUUUUUUGUGAUUGGUUCGAAAAAUAAUGUUGUUAGGCUGUUAAGAUAAUAUUUUCGAAAAAAGAACUGUUGCGACUGAUGGUAGGUGGAAGAUUUUUGGAGAAAGGAGUGUUUUGAGAAAAUGGGAAAAAAGGCAAGGAAAACUAGAUGGCGUACACUAGAAAUUACCGAUGAACAAAGCGACAGCGAAGAAUCACACACUACUACUACCCCGAGGUUACCUAAAUCGUUUCAGCAGAAAUCAUACUACAAUAAACUACCAUAUUCUAGUCAAUCGACACCAAGAAGAAAAUACCAAUAUGACAGCACAAAAUCCACAAGAAGUAGUAGCACGACAAGCGAAAACAAAAUUACAUUUAACGAAGAUGAAUACACUAGAAUCACGACUCCUAGGCAAGAUGUUCUAUUUAAGAAGGGUUACCUGAAUAAGCCUAAAAACUACCAAACGCAAACUUCGACUGGUACCUCCACGACUUCUACAGGCAACUCCACGGGAAACGGUACUCCCGAUCAUCAAUCGACAGAUUUAGAAUACGAUUCGCAUUUCGUCUUCCCGAACGGAUUCGUAGAUCAAAACGGAAUCUACUACGUCAACAGUUACGAGCCAUAUCCUUUAAUGUUAUAUAACCCUCCUACGUACUACCCUGAGUUUUCGAAUUCGAAAUCGAAGAGAUGCAGCACAGGUUCAUUGACGGAAUCGACAAGUCCGAAUAAUGAAGAAGCAACUAGUCAAGACUUAAGCGGCGGCGAGGCUUCGAAUAACGUAUCAGAUUAUAGCGGGCAUCACAGUGUUUACAACAUGGUCUAUCCUGGAUAUUACGUCAAUGGUGUAUGUCCACAUCAAGAAAUAGAAAGUGGCCAGAACCCGUCGGAGCAAACACGAAAGCUCAAAAAGCGCAGGCGCCGAAAGACCUCGCGAUCUCAGACAAAUAACCAGGAUGAAAGUACCGAAUGUAGCGAAGACGAAGAUCUAGAAUCCGUAGACCCGAUAGUCAUAGAAUCCGAUAAAUCCACAUCUAGUCCCACCUCCAAACACACAAAUUGUUCGACCACCGAAGAAACAAUCAAAAUUAAUGGUUACGUCGAACAAAAAGAUGAAAUAACGGAAGAUUUGCCUCAGGGGCCGGUUGUAGUUCCAAAUGUAGUAGUUCCUCAGGAUGAUAAGGGUACUAUUGAUCUACCUAAAUCCCAAAAAUACGAUUUAAAACCAGACGCAGAAGAAUUCGUGCCGAGAGCAUACCGCACUCCAGAAAUUCCUCUUAGUCCUGUACAAUUCAUCAAAGUGCCGCCCAACUUCGUACAAAUCCCCUUACUACCAUUCAAUGGGCAAAUCAAUCCAGCAUUUAUUCCACCAGGAAGCAUACCAAUCAACUUCAUACCUCCUGAUCCGAAACUAUUCCCCCCAAAUUUCGUAAACUUCGCUCCAGGUCAUCCCAAAAAUCAACAGAUUUCUGAAAAAGUCGAUGAACUCAAAGAAGUAAAAACAAACGACCACAACUCAAAGGUCUGUGAUAUUAAUUGCAACACUGCCAAAGAUGAACUAGCUGUUAAAAACGAAAAAAUUACAGAAAAAAUUGUAACUAACGGCAAGGCGAUCGAUAUUGCUACAAUUGUUUCCAAAUUGGAAGAAGCCGCUAAAGAACAGGAAGAAAACGACGAAGAUCCAACGAAAACUCCAGAUUCGGAAAACAGUCCGAUAAAAAAACCAUUCAGAACCAAUCAAAAAUACAGAAACCAUUAUAAACGAACCUUUUACAAUAGUCCCAGGAAUUCUCCUCAAAGACAAAACGGUGAUGUAACGAAUCUAAACGUCACAGAGUCUAACCAAAUAAAAUAUAUCGGUAGUGAUAAUCAUACUGAAGUGCCGACUGAUUCAAAAUUCGUAAAAAAUAAUUAUGAGCGCUUCAGGAAGAAUUGGAAAAAUGGUAACAAUAAGUGGCAGCCCAACGGUGCAUAUAGAAGCCCAAAACAAAGUCCAACGCACCAUUCGAAUAUCGAAUCGAAGCAAAGUACAACAAAACACUAUUCAGAUACUCUCAAAAACGUUCCAAUUACUAAAGAACAAGAUCCAGAACUUGUACGGCCAGUAUCGGCACCUUCGUCACCUAAAGUAUGUCCGCUUGUUAACAAACUGCCUAAUCAAUGGAUUUCUGUAUCCAGUAGGAAAAAAAGAAAAAAUAAAAAUGUUGAAGAAAGUGACGCUUCAUUUGAAGACACUACUACUACUACUACUACUACUACACCGGGAGAUGAUCAUCCAGAUGAAUUCGAAAGUUACGAUAUCAACUUGCUUGUAGACGUUGUUCCCGUAGAAGAAAUUGAAGAAACUAUCAAAGUCGAAAUUAUCGAAGAGCAUGUUGAGCAAAUUAUAAAUAACAUCGCCCAAACAGAAUCCGAUAAUAUUCAGAAUAAUAGUCUAACUCCAGAAAUACGAUUAGUUACAGACAUUGAAAGUGAACUCAUACUUAAGGAAGAAUCACCAACAAAAGAAAUUAAAAUAGAGGAAUUAGAAAAUAAACAAGAGACUGAAAUUGCUGAGAAAUUAAUAGAUGAAGAAAAUAAGUCCUCUAAGAAAAAAUCGAAGAAAGGCACUCAGAAAGCCAUUACCAAAAGAGUAAUUAUUACAGACAUCGAUUUGUCUGAAAAAAAUGAACAAGUUAAAACCCCAAUGAAAAAAAUCGUCAAAAAAAUUGAUAAACCCAAAGAGAUGCAAGAAAUUGUACCAGAAGAGGUACAAGAACCAAUUGUUCUGCCUGAAACGGUUAGUGAAGAACCCGAAGAAGACAAAAAGAAAAGCAAGAAGAAAAAGAAGAAGACCACGAAAACCAGUAGUCUGUCAAGUUCGUCUACAACGCUGAGUUUGGCAGAAGAUGCAUACGAUCUUCUUCUAGAUACAAGUCUGGCCACCGAAACAGACAAAACAAAUGACGAAAUAUCCGUGGAGCUCGAUAAGAUGAUCCAAAAAGGAAUUUAUAGCAGCUUAGAAGAAAAAAUGAAAACUCUUAACUUAAGUGAGACGGAUGGAUUUUUCAAAUCCAUAUUCAGCAAGGUGCCCAUGACUGCUAAACCCGAACCCGUUGGAUUCUUAAAGUCGCCAGACUUUACGAAAAUACCACUAGUUAAAUCGGAUCCGGUAAGUGAAGACCAAAAUUUAGAAAGUAAAAAAACUAAUGAUGAAUUACCUGCUUCAGAGUCGUCGGAGAUUUUUCUAGAAAGUCCGGUCGUCGACGUGAUUCAACCAGAGGAUCCAAAAAGUCUCUAUCCCAUCACCGAGGCUGUGAAAGAAUGGAUGUGCAGGACUCGUGAAACUACGCCGGACGUGGAGAUUUUCAAAAGCCCGAGUACUAUUUAUAAAGAAUUCUGCGAAAGUGAUACGAACAGUGACACUGAAGUGUGGAAUUCGCGUAACUUAUCAGACGAACUAAGUGCUAGUGUUGAAGAUGACGAAAUUACUCUUUUCACUACCGAAGAAGCGGACAAAACAGAACAAGGAAGCAACGAAGACCUUCUCGAAUAUUGGGAAGACUUAAAAACCGAAGAAAAGAAGAUCCUGAAUAAAGAAGAAAUCGACAAGAACGAAGAUGGUGAAGAGUUGGAGGUUUACGAAAGCAAAUACGGAAACAAUGAAGAUUUUUUGAAACUACAAAAGGAAGUACAAGAAAAGGCGAAAAAUAUCAAUUAUCCAAAACACGGCAACUUACCUUAUAGAGCAAUAUGCUGCAAUUUAAUGUAAUAAGAAAAUUAAGGAAUACCAAAAAGGCCUAUAUAAUUUAUUAUACAUGUUUAAACUAUGUAAAGCAUCUUUUUAAGUUACAUUGAAUGUUAUUAAGAGAUUUUAAUUGAGCAAAAUAUAAAAGAUUAAAAUAUCUUUAUUAAAUUGUUUAGAAUAAUUUUGAUCAAAAUCAUAUUAGGCAACAAAAAAAACUGUUGAUUUUUAAAAAUGUACCUAUCUAAAACCGAGCAAAAAUGGUACAUCCUUCCUCCUGGGGUUAAAAAAUUCUAAAUUAUAUUUAGAAUUUGAAAAAAUAAUCUCUUUAAUUAUUUAGUUUAUUAAUAAUAAAAACUCUCCCUAUAAUUCAACCUCAGAAGAGAUUAUGCGGGGAGGGACGACUAUUAUUAUUUGUUUUGGCGCCCCUAGGGCGACUUCUUAGAAAAUGUGUUUUUUUUACUUAGGAUGUACACGUCCAAAGUCUUAUUAGAACGAAUAAAGAUGGCUUCCUUUUAUAUAACUUUAUUUGGAAAUAAUAUAAUUGUAUGAUUUUAAAUAAUUAAGAAACAUAUUAAGAACUAUAAAUAGAGAACAGCAGUAGGAUCCUAUAUAUUGGGUUAGGCGAAUAAAAACAAGUAAAUGCCUUUCCAUGACAAUUUUUAAUUGGUAAUUGAAUAAUUAUUAUAGUACCUACUUGCUCGCAUUCCGAAGUAAAUACUUUUUUUUAUAUUCACUAUUCAA